AUGAACCCCUACUCAAGGCCGAUAAAACACAUCCAGCGCGAGGAGCUGUACACCAAUCUGGAAAUUCGAAUCCAGUACCUCCACUCAUUUCUCGACUUUUCAAGCCGUGACAUUGAUGCCCUCAUUAGCGACUCCAAAUACAUCAAAGCCCUUAUCCCCGCUGUCGUCAACAUUGUCUACAAAAAGCUCCUCCAGUACGAUAUUACUGCCCGCGCCUUCACCACCAGAAGCACAUCAUUUGAGGGUCCUCUCGAUGAGAUCCCCGAUGAAAACAGCCCGCAGAUUCUGCAUCGCAAGAUGUUCCUGCGGGCGUACCUGAACAAGCUGUGUUCAGACCCAAGCAAGAUGGAGUUUUGGGAGUAUCUCGACAAAGUUGGCAUGAUGCACGUCGGUCUUGGCCGAAAACACCCCCUACACAUCGAAUACGUCCAUCUCGGCGCCUGUCUAGGCUUCAUCCAAGACAUCAUGAACGAGGCCAUCCUCUCCCACCCACGCCUCCACAUCCAGCGCAAAAUCGCCCUCGUCAAGGCCCUCAACAAGGUCAUCUGGGUGCAAAACGACCUCAUGGCCAAGUGGCACGUCAAAGACGGCGCCGAGUUCGAGUCGCCCGACUCCGACAUUGAGAUUGAGCGCGAGGGAUACCUGCACGGCAAGAAGAUUCUAAGCGACGAAGAUAUGAAGGACCAUACGAAUGGUGAGGGAGCGCCUGAUGCGGAGGACAAGGCGAUACCGCAGGGAACGUGUCCCUUUUCUGGCGUGUCGGCUGCCGGAGCUUCAGUAAAGCAUGGAGACUCUGAGGCGGCAUAA
Molecule: messenger RNA, 807 nt
Organism: Trichoderma breve
Lineage: Eukaryota; Fungi; Ascomycota; Sordariomycetes; Hypocreales; Hypocreaceae
Product: protoglobin domain-containing protein
Exons: 3
Coding region: 1-807 (268 amino acids)
Molecular function (GO): oxygen binding; heme binding
Source: RefSeq, a predicted model, not a curated record